This is a messenger RNA of Eimeria mitis, 303 nucleotides long. RefSeq lists its product as uncharacterized. Bases 1 to 303 code for a protein of 100 amino acids. The transcript is spliced from 4 exons. The record is from RefSeq and is a predicted model, not a curated record. NCBI's taxonomy places the organism in Eukaryota, Apicomplexa, Conoidasida, Eucoccidiorida, Eimeriidae.
AUGGCAUCAGCCACGCCACCACAGGAAGUGGGUUGGGCUCUUCGUAAUGCUGUGUGCCGCGUGCUGCGGGUUGUAGACGUGUUCGGCAGCAGACAGCCAGGUGAGGAUACAGUUUCCAGCAUUUGUGCAGAUCAUGGCAUCAGCCACGGUGAGUGGCUUUCGCUUGUGCGCGUUGGGAUGUGGCUCAGCCUGAGGAGCGCGCUGCGGGUUGUAGACGUGUUCGGCAGCAGACAGCCAGAGCUGGCCUAUCUAAGUGACGUAUUGGGUAUUGCUGUUGUAUUCUACCGACUUGCCCGAGCAUAA